Rotaria sordida is the source of this 558-nucleotide messenger RNA. Lineage: Eukaryota; Metazoa; Rotifera; Eurotatoria; Philodinida; Philodinidae. The record is from the annotation of a GenBank genome assembly.
AUGCAAGACACUACAGUAUCACCAGCAUUAGUGGAACAAAAUGGUCGUGGUUCACAAGUUUCAGAAGGUGGUCGUGAAAGUGGAUCAAAACCAACAACAGCAACAACAGGAAAACGACGAGUUGGUUCUCGUCAACCACUUUUUCGUCCUGAUCUUACAGUUAGUGCAAGACGAUCACAUCGAAUUAAUAGAACAUAUACUUAUGUGGCUCCAGCAUCUGGUCGUGAAAGUUGGUGGCGUGUUACAAUCAAAGAUACACCAAAUCCUGGUAGAUAUGAUACUCAUUUGAAUACAUUUGUCAAAGAAGUUCUUGCACGUCCUAUGACGUAUGGUUUUAAAAAUGAUGGACGACGACGAGAUCCACAACCUCUAGAACCCAAAGGCAAAGACUUAUUGCCUGGUGCCUAUUCCGUAGAAGACUUUGUAGAACGUAUGCGUGAACUUCGGAUUACAUAUGGAUUUAAAGGUCCAGAACGAGAAGAUUCAUUACGAAAAUCAAUGGCUGCUAAUCAUGAUAAGGUAUGUUUUUGAGUGAAUUUUAGUACUUUCUUUUUUUUU